This is a messenger RNA of Ostertagia ostertagi, 2877 nucleotides long. Lineage: Eukaryota; Metazoa; Nematoda; Chromadorea; Rhabditida; Trichostrongylidae. The record is from the annotation of a GenBank genome assembly.
AUGACCGAAUAUAAGGCUGUAAUCAAAAAAGACAUUGGAUAUGGCUUCUGCUGCCGUACCGGCAAUCAGGAACCUGCAGAUGAUAAGCAAGGUCACCUUGUAAUGGAAAUUGGCCAGCGCAGUUUUGCUUAUGCAGCUGUAGACACGGAGGGCAAUUUGCAGCACCUGCGUGUAUAUGAAAUGGACGCGCGCAACACGGGCGAAUGGUGCGAUGAAUGGCGUGCGCUUUUGAAAGCAGACGACUGGCUGAAAUAUGGCCCCGAAAAAAAGACAAUUGUAUACAAUUUGCCCGAGAGCCAGAUGGUGCCCGAACAAUAUUAUUCGGCAGCUGCAGGCAAAGACAUGGUAGCAUUGUUUCAUGGAGACAUAAACAGUGGAAUUACGCUCUGCGAAAGAAUAGAGGGGCAACCACGCAUCUGGUCGCAACAGGAUGAAAAAAAACAGGCGCAGCACACAGACUAUAUUACUGCUGUAUUUUAUCCUAACCGCAUACUGGCAGGGGUAGUCAAAGGCAAUCAACUGCAGCUGGUACAGAGUUUUGUGUAUGAAGCCGCAGAAGACGUAGGUCCGCCUUAUGCCCUGGAGACCAUUGACAAGCUGCCGCAGUUGAUAGCAGAGAAAAAACUACUUAAACCCGGAGUCUUGCAUCAGCCUAUUUUCAUCACCGGUAUUGGAACAGGAAUUGGUAAAACCCUGGUAGCAGCAGUGGUGGCCCAGGCCCUGCAGGCGGCGUAUUGGAAGCCUGUACAGGCGGGCGUGGAAGAUGGUACUGACAGUCAACUGGUGGAAACGCUUUUGUCAGGACCUUCUCCGGGAGUAUACCCGGAACUGUACAAACUGCAACUGGCCGCUUCUCCGCAUAUAGCAGCCAGGAAGGAAGCCGUCACCAUCCGUCUUGCGGAUAUAAAAGGGCGGCUGGAGGAAAUCAAUAGUUCCGCCCAGCAGCAACCCCUGGUGAUAGAAGGCGCAGGCGGGUUGAUGGUGCCCUUAAAUGAUCGCGAAUUUGUGGCCGAUUUGAUAAAGCAGCUGCAGGCCAGGACCGUUGCCCUGUUGAAAACACAGGGCAUUGCGAUGGCGGAUGCGGUUAUUAUUGCCACCAAUGGAUGGACAACAGGUGAUUUAAUGGCUGCGGUGCGCGACAAGCCCGUAAGUACUGAUUACGAUGUAGUGAGCCUGCUCAUUGGGGUUAAUAAUCAAUACCGCGGCGGCAGCAUAGAAGAAUACCGGCAGCAGUUUACCGUAUUGCUGCAACGUUCCAUACAACUGGCCAACGGCAAGCCCAAUCAUGUGGUGGUGCUGUCUAUUCCUGAUUACUCAGUAACACCUUUUGCCAGCGGCAGCAAUAAACAGCAAAUUGCACGGGAGAUUGAUGCUUUUAACGAAGCCAAUAAGAUGAUUGCUGCAGAUUAUAAAGUACACUAUCUCUAUAUCACCGAUGAAUCGAGAAAAGCCGCUGCUGAUCCUUCACUGGUGAAACUGCCGGGCUUUACCGGUUAUGCGUUACCGGCAGAAACGGGUACUGAAGAAGAGGAGAGUCUCCUGUUCAGCGAAAAGGAUGGGCUGCACAACUGGACCAAUGCAAGGCAAAAACUGCAGUAUUUUUUUAACGUGGGCAGCAGCGGGUCGCUGAUGCUCAGCCUCUGGGCAAAAAAUGCCCGGGUGGGUACGGUGCUGCAGGUGCGCAUUGCCGGUAAAAAAUUUGCGGUAAAUGUGCCGGCCAGUAGUGUUUUCAGGAAGCUGAAACUGGGCACUGUUGCUGGUAUUCAUCCCGGGUUUUAUACCAUUGAAAUUACAGCACUGAAAAAAGCAGGCUCCACCAUCGCUGCCAUUCAGUCUGUAGAACUGGAAGGCAGCGCGGCCGCAGGUAUACAGUUUAACGCAAAGCCAAGGCGCAAUGCGGCGUCUGUUCAUUUGAAGUAUCCCGUUGCAGACAGCGCUAAAGUGGUUUCUUUUUACAGCGAACUGAUGGUGCCUGCGGGGGCAGAUCCGCUCUACACCUAUUACAUGGCCGAUGGUUUUGCAAGGGGCUAUUUCGGGAUGCAGGGCGUUAAUGGACAGCUUUCGCGUAAAGCUUUUUUCGGCAAUCAAUGGAUACGGCAGGAAAAUGGACAGUGGACUGCGCUUACAAAAGCCAGUUUUUCUUAUGAUGCUACGGGCAGGGCAAAAGACAGGAUUGAUUACGGUGCAGGUACCGAUGGCGAUAAAUUCUAUUUGUGGAACGGCGGGUUUCAGCCGGCCAAUAUAAAGUUUGGCGAUACGCUGUUGCGCAAUGGAGCCGCCAGCACACCUGUAAUUGAUUUUUACCGGAACGCCGACAGUGCUGUGCAGGCAGCUACAGAUAAGCGCCUGAUAGCGGAAAGGAUUGCCAAUGGAAAAUUAGAUACCACCGGUUCCGUGGGCGGCGUGUUUUAUAAAAUGUUGAAAGAGGGUACCGGUAGAAAUAUAAAGGUUACGGAUACCGUGAUUGCAUAUUACAAAGGCAGCCUGCUAAACGGGACGGUAUUUGAUCAAACCAUAGAAAAGCCGGCAUCUUUUCCGCUGGGCCGUUUAAUAAAAGGCUGGCAAAUUGGAUUGCCGGUGUGCAGAAUAGGCGGAAAAAUCCAAUUGAUCAUUCCUUCUAACCUGGGCUAUGGUAUCCGCAGCCGUUCCUCAAAGAUACCGGUGAACAGUGUAUUGGUGUUUGAGAUUGAGGUGGUGGAUGCGAAGAGAAGCAUUGUUUUGGGUGGUUUCUUCCGUGCCGGCGGUAUUCUUGUUGUAGAGAUAAUACCCACCCCAGCCAAUAAGGCCAAGUGUUACAGCAAUGGCCAGCAACACCAUGAAUUUGCCGCUGUUCACAUUGCCGCUGCUGCUGCGCGGCGAUUCACUGUCGUAGGCUGA